AUGUCCAGAAUUGGUUUUCGUGGCGAAAAGGCGUUUCUGCUGCUAUACGUGGACGAUAUCCUUGUCGUGUCUCGCUGCUUUGGCGUGAUUAGUGCAAUCAAGAAGCUGCUGAAGACGGAGUUCUCGAUGCAAGCAGUGCAAGCCCGUGUCAACGCCCAUGGAAGCGGGCCUGCAACUACGGACCACUGGGUGCACGCAAAAAGGAUUUUGCAGUAUCUGCAGGGGACAGCCGAUCACGGACUGGUGUACGAACGGUUAACAGUAUCGGACCAUCAGGUGAUUGGUUUUGCGGAUGCAAACUGGGCGACUGACGUCAACGACAGGGGUUCGGUUUCCGGACUGUACAAGCUGUACGGAGCUACAGUUAGUUGGAGCACUAGGAAGCAGAGCACCGUAUCCUUGUCGUCGACCGAAGCGAAGUGUUCCGCUCUAGCAGAUGCAGCGUGUGAGGCCAUUUGGAUCCAAAAGGUCUUAGGUGAGUUAGGAGUGCAAGAAGGGCGAUCGCACUAUUGUACGAGGACAAGCAAUCAACCAUCGCGAUUAUGGAGUCGGCUGGACCUUCGAAGCGACUGA
Messenger RNA from Armigeres subalbatus, 573 nucleotides. RefSeq lists its product as uncharacterized. The record is from RefSeq and is a predicted model, not a curated record. The transcript has 2 exons. Bases 1 to 573 code for a protein of 190 amino acids. NCBI's taxonomy places the organism in Eukaryota, Metazoa, Arthropoda, Insecta, Diptera, Culicidae.